AUGAUUGCUGACAGCAAACAACGAGUGUUAUUCAAUUUUAUAUUUAAAAAAUGUCCCAACAAAAAGCAAAAAAACAUUCUAAUUGGAUGCAAUGUGAAAAUUGCCUCGCAUUCCUUCAAAAUAAAGAUACAGAGUGUCAUUCAAACGAUUGUCCGCCGAGCUCCGAGCAGAAUUCCUACAAUUUCGUUCGAAACAACAUUUUGCAUGGCACUGUUGAUUUAAAAACCAACGAUGAAAUAAAGAAUAUAUCACAAUUCGAUCGAGACAGCAUAGUAUUCUUAAGCGAAUCUGUAAUAAGGAUGUGUUCAUUAGCGAUAGGAGAUUGGGCGAUCGUAGAAAAUCUAGACGAGCAGUCGAUUCCACAUGUUGCUAAAAUGGUUUGGCCUAACGUUGAAAAGUCCAUUACAUCUGCGCUUUUCACUAAAAAUGGUUUAGAACUAAGUUCCUUCAAACCUGGCCAACGAAUAACACUCAGGAAACUCUGUCCUGGUAACGAAGCAUCAUCGAUUUCACUUGUAACUUUAAAUUCUCCCAAAACGUUGGAAUUUACUCCAGAACUCCAUAGCCGACUAUCUAAUAGCUUUUGUAAAAAGUUUUUGACAGUUGGCAACAAAAUAAAAAUCAUGUUUUACGGAAAAGAAUUAGCAUUCCAGAUAGUUUCCAUAAAUUCUAAUAAAGGUACAAUUGAAGAAGGUUUAAAGAAAAUGGAUUUGGGAGAUCGAAAUGCAUGCGAGUUUUAUGAAGUUGUUUCUAAAACAAAAUGGAUUUGUCAUAAGAACAACGACAAUUAUCAAGAAAGCAUUGAAAACAAAAAAUGCGACCGACCAGCAGGCGUCGAAGACGAAAUAGUAGAAAUAGAAGAAUUGAUGACAGCUUGUCUGGAAAAGUCCCUUUAUCGGACUCGAAUUAAAGGUAUACUGCUUUACGGACACUCCGGAACAGGGAAAACCUCAAUUGUUAACUACAUCGCAUCAAAAUCGGAGGUGAAUUUGCUGAGAUUGAGCCCGUUGGAACUUUUCUCUAAUAAUUCGACCGCGGAGAAAUAUAUCAAGCAGUUGUACGAAGAAGCCGUCGAUAAAGCUCCUACAUUAGUCAUUUUGGAAGAUUUCGAUAUCAUUUGCCCCUCUAAAAACAGCCGCCUGACUGAAAUCGAGAAGAAAACAAACAGCUUAUUGCUCAAGCUGUUCGAUGACGUGCACAGUCAAAGAGCAAAAGUCUUCUUCAUUGCGACAUCGAACAAACCGGAUAAUAUCGACCCCGCUUUCAGAAGGUGCGGUAGAUUGGACAGAGAAAUCGAAAUUCCCACUCCCGGUCCGAAAUCUCGACAAGCCAUUUUGGACAAUAUUUUCGAACAAUUAAACAUCGAUUUGGACAAACGACUUUGCCAAGAUGUCUCCUCGAAUACCCACGGGUUCGUGGGAUCGGACCUGGUCUCUUUGUGCUCUAUGGCAACUUUGAAUGCAAAUAGAAGAAAUAAAUCGAGUCUAACUAAAGAAGAUUUUGAGUAUGCGUUGAAACGAGUCAGACCGAGCGCAAUGCGAGAAGUACAAAUUGAAAUCCCUAAUGUUAAAUGGUCGGAUAUCGGCGGACAGGAACAUUUAAAAACUAUUUUAAAACAAGCUAUCGAAUGGCCUUUAAAAUACCCCGAGAGUUUCACAAGAUUAGGCGUUACACCCCCAAAAGGUGUUCUAAUGUUUGGUCCACCAGGUUGUUCAAAAACUAUGAUUGCUAAAGCUCUAGCUUGCGAAAGCGGAUUGAAUUUUUUGUCUAUCAAAGGUCCCGAACUGUUCAGUAAAUGGGUGGGCGAGUCGGAAAGGGCCGUUAGAGAAGUGUUUCGAAAAGCCAGGCAAGUAGCACCAUCGAUAAUAUUUUUCGACGAAAUCGACGCUUUGGGUGGCGAACGUGGCAGUAAUUCAGGAGCCAAUGUGCAGGAAAGAGUCCUGGCUCAAUUACUGACAGAGCUGGAUGGAGUAACUCCUCUGCAGGAUGUUACCAUUUUGGCAGCGACCAACAGACCCGAUAGAAUUGAUAAAGCUCUUCUAAGGCCCGGGAGAUUGGACAGAAUUGUUUAUGUAUCCCUACCGGACGAACAAACUAGGCGAGAUAUAUUCCGAAUAAAAUUGUCGAAAAUGCCCGUUUCUGGUGUAGAUAUUGAUACUUUAGUAUCGGAAACAGAAAAUUAUUCUGGAGCUGAAAUAAACGCAGUUUGUCACGAAGCCGCCAUGUUGGCUCUGGAAGAAAGUUUGGAAAGCGAAUUCGUCUCGAGAAGGCAUUUCGAAAAAGCUCUAACGUUGAUUACACCAAGGACGCCAUUAUCUUUAAUUAAAUUAUACGAAGAUUAUUUAAAUAAAAAUUAAAUUUCG
Molecule: messenger RNA, 2363 nt
Organism: Phyllotreta striolata
Lineage: Eukaryota; Metazoa; Arthropoda; Insecta; Coleoptera; Chrysomelidae
Source: the annotation of a GenBank genome assembly